Molecule: messenger RNA, 759 nt
Organism: Thyridium curvatum
Lineage: Eukaryota; Fungi; Ascomycota; Sordariomycetes; Thyridiales; Thyridiaceae
Exons: 2
Coding region: 1-759 (252 amino acids)
Molecular function (GO): oxidoreductase activity
Source: RefSeq, a predicted model, not a curated record
AUGUCGACCAACCUACAAGGCAAGGUCAUCGCCAUCACGGGCGCCAGUGGUGGCAUGGGCUUUGAGACGGCCAAAAUGCUAGCCGCACGCGGUGCCAAAGUCUCCAUGGCUGAUAUCCAGGAAGGGCCACUGAUGGCUGCUGCCGACAAAGUCCGCCAAUCUGGCGGAGACACCAUGGCGCGCGUGGUAGACGUGCGUGACGAAAGUUCCGUUGACGCUUGGAUCGAGGAUACGGUAGCCCAGUUCGGUCCUCUCGACGGCGGCGUCAACCUGGCAGGCGUGCUCCCAAAGACAUUUGGGACGCACUCGGUAGCAGAGACUGUCUCGAGCGACUGGGACUUUGUGCUGGGGGUGAACCUGACGGGAGUCAUGUACUGCAUGCGGGCGCAGUUACGCCAUAUGAAGGAUGAAGGCAGCAUCGUUAAUGCAUCCAGUGUUGCGGGCGUGCAGGGGUUCGAAAACAACGCCAGCUACGGAGCGUCCAAGUUCGGCGUGAUUGGACUGACGAAGUGCGCAGCUUGCGACGUGGGGCCGACAAGAAGCAUUCGUGUCAAUGCCAUUGCGCCUGGCACAUUUAGGACUCCCAUGUAUGAAAGCGUCAUCGAGGCUCGAAACGGCGAGGAGAUGCCAACAAUACAGAAGAUCAAAAGGGAGGGACAGCCAUCGGAAAUCGCGUCCCUUGUUUGCUGGCUCCUUUGUGACGAGAGCAAAUAUAUCACCGGGACUGUACAGCUGAUCGAUGGGGGCUGGAUCUGUUAG